Equus quagga is the source of this 801-nucleotide messenger RNA. It is a transcript of the gene POLR2I, whose product is annotated as RNA polymerase II subunit I. Lineage: Eukaryota; Metazoa; Chordata; Mammalia; Perissodactyla; Equidae. Gene Ontology annotation, cellular component: RNA polymerase II, core complex. Gene Ontology annotation, molecular function: zinc ion binding; nucleic acid binding; DNA-directed RNA polymerase activity. The transcript is spliced from 6 exons. Gene Ontology annotation, biological process: transcription-coupled nucleotide-excision repair; maintenance of transcriptional fidelity during transcription elongation by RNA polymerase II; transcription initiation at RNA polymerase II promoter. The record is from RefSeq and is a predicted model, not a curated record. Bases 385 to 762 code for a protein of 125 amino acids.
AGGCCUGGCAAGAGUUACUUGGGCCGCGAGGGUAAACUCGCGCAUGUGCACGGGCUCUCAGCCAGAGACGAGCAAUGGCGUCUUCAUUUAUACCAAGCGCUUUGCGGGUUACGGGACGCUCGUAUUCCCGGCUCUCGUACCACGCUAUUCUAUAAAUGGGGAAGCGGGGCCCAGAAGUCAGAAGCAAUUACUGUAGAAUAGCAAAAGAUCGAAGCAAGCAAUUAAUCAAACUUCAGCGCAGAGAGCCCGGCACAAAGCCGCUGCGAGCCGCUGCGUGCGCGCAGCUCCGCCCCUCUUUUGGCGAAGCAGCGAGGCCUGACCCUUCCCGCGACCUGUUGCGCGCGGCGGAGCAAGCGCAGAAGGCUCGGCGGGUCGUGCGUGGCUAUGGAGCCGGAUGGGACCUACGAGCCUGGCUUCGUGGGUAUUCGAUUCUGCCAGGAAUGUAACAACAUGCUCUACCCCAAGGAGGACAAGGAGAACCGCAUUCUGCUCUACGCGUGCCGGAAUUGUGAUUACCAGCAAGAAGCCGACAACAGCUGCAUCUACGUCAACAAAAUCACGCACGAAGUGGACGAACUGACCCAGAUCAUCGCUGACGUGUCCCAGGACCCCACGUUGCCGCGGACCGAAGACCACCCGUGCCAAAAGUGCGGCCACAAGGAGGCAGUGUUCUUCCAGUCGCACAGCGCCAGGGCCGAGGACGCCAUGCGCUUGUACUACGUGUGCACGGCCCCACACUGCGGCCACCGCUGGACCGAGUGAACCCCCCUCCCCUGUGCAAUAAACGCUGUGUUGGGUGUG